This is a messenger RNA of Lolium perenne, 729 nucleotides long. RefSeq lists its product as uncharacterized. The record is from RefSeq and is a predicted model, not a curated record. Lineage: Eukaryota; Viridiplantae; Streptophyta; Magnoliopsida; Poales; Poaceae.
CACGGAACUUUCUCACACGGCACGCAGGUUCAACGCGUGAGCCGCCGGCCGCACCAAACCAUAAGCGGCGAAUCACACCCGGAGACCACCGGGGUCUGAGAAAUCCCCACGACGCCGGGGUCUGAGAAAAUCCCCACACCCCCGAUGUCCGCUCCGGCGACCACCACCAGCACGGCGUACGGGUGCGCGGCGUGCGGCGCGGACCUGAACCUGUCGGCGGCGCACCUGUACCCGGCGGGGUGCUACUUCGAGGCGGGGAACAAGGGGACGCUGUCCUUCUCGUGGGUGGACGAGUCCCGGCUGCGGUUCGCGGCGGAGGACAGGAUCCGGCCAUUCUUCGAGACGCUCGACUACUGGGGCAUCCAGCGGAAGCGCACCCGCAUCAGCUGCGACGCCUGCGGCCGCCUCAUCGGCUACGUCUACGACGACGGCCCCCCGCUCAUGGAGGGCACCGGCCAGUUCGGGAUGGGGCCCAGCCAGGUCAUCCCGCGCCGGCCCAGGUACCGGAUCAAGAUCAAGGCCGUCACCACGACCACCGGAAACGGCGCCUCCGCCGCUGCCGCGGCGCGCUGAGAGCUGAAUCCGCGCUUUCGGCUUCGCGAGUGUUUGUGCAAAUUGGUACCCCUAUACCUGCUCUUGCGGUGUUUGUCAGCUCGGUUCGCAGGCUGCAAUAAACUUGGACCGAUCAAGUUUGAUGUGACUAGUGUAAAAUCGGAUCAAACUUCGUUU